UCUGAUUGGUUAGUUAGGUGGGACACAGGAAGAUGAAACAGCAAAAAUGUUCUAGCAUCCCUCUUUCAUUUGGGUAGUUUAGCUACAUAAUUGAAGUGGGAAAAAAAACUGCUCGUUACCAGGUCGUGUAAGUUGUGUAAAAGCUAGUUAUAGAAAAUGCUUCUGCAAUGUAUUAAGAGUGCCCAUAUCGUGGUCAUGGAAUUUAAAUGGCCCUUGUCUGGCUACUUUAGCUAGGUAACGUUAGCUGAAUAACGUAGCCAACGCGUUAUGCCAUAACAGACCUAGCCAGCUUGCAUCGUCGAAUGUAACUUAUUCCAUUCAUUUCUACUAGAUUUUGUCGGUUCAAUUGAACUGUUAGGUUCGAUCCUUCAUCGACCAUGGCAUGGUUCAUAUGUGUCAUCAUACUUUUGCUCUGCUCAAAAAGUGAACAAUGCACCACUGGAAAUGCCUCAAAACUCAUUGAGCACACAGCUGCCCAUUUUUUCGAGAAAAUGCAAUCAGGAAAGAUGUAUUUUAUAUACUUUGGAAAACAAGUCAAUCCAACUAUAGGUCUCUUCAUUGAACAGCUGGAGAAGUCUGCAGAUGUUCUAGAAGAUUACGGUAUUUCAGUUGCUAAGGUAAAUUGUACUAAUGAACACAUAGCAAAGUACUGCACUGGAGAGAAGCUGAUGAAAAAAGUUUAUUUGUUCAGGGGUGGCAAUGUCCUGAAGAGUUUCGACACAGACACCGUCUUCGAUGUGAACGCCAUAGUGGCUCACGUUCUCUUCACUGUGCUUUUUGACGAGGUGAGGUACGUCCAUACAAUUGCUGAGCUACAGUCAGUGGAGAGGGCAGCUAAAGGCAAGGCUGAUAUUGUGCUAGGCCAUGUCCAGGUCUUGGGCUUACCAGAGCACAGAGCGUUGAUGGAGACAGCAUUUGUGUACGGAGUCAAGUACCAGUUUGUGCUGACCACAGGAGGCCCAGUGCUGACGAACAUGGGGGUGGAUGAUAUUUCAUCUCUGACAGCAGGUCUAUGGUUCCUGCACUGUAAGGGUGCAUCCCAAUCCCAGCACUCAGACCCCUGUCCACACACGGCCCUAAGGAGAGCCCUCACCACCCUCCACAUCUACACCUUCCUCCAGCUGAUGGAAGCCCCACUGGUGAGUGAGGCCUCAGUGGAGCCCUCAGAGGUGAACAUGGUCCACAGCCACCUCCAGGUGCCCCUGCUCUUCCUCUUCUCUCAGCCCCACACGGUGGCCCUUGACCGGGUCACUGCCCAAACUCUAGCCUGGAGGCUGAGAGGCCAGGUGGGCCUGGUGCUCAUCCACAGAGAGAGUCCUGAUGUAAAAAUCCCACUGGAAUACAAUGCUGCUUACAGACUACCAGGAGAGGGUUCAGAGGUCAAGUACCUGAUUCUGAACAAUCUAGAGGAGGUUAUCGACCUGUUCAGAGAUGAGAGCACUCCGGAGGAGGAGGAAGAGGACGAUGAUAAUUGGGCCACUCUUGAUGUGCUUGAUGAUGAGGUGGCGGAGUCUGUGUACAGAGACAGGGGCCAGAGUCUGGACAUGGAUGCUGUCACAGAACUCACUGCUGACACGUUCCACAGCACAGUGGCAGAGAGUGACUACACGGUGGUGCUGUUUUACGUGAAAUGGGAUGCUGUCUCCAUGGCUUUCAUGCAGUCCUACAUAGAGGUGUCAGAAUCCCUAGAAGACGCUGACGUCAGCGACGUGGAGCUGGCUGUGCUGGAUUGUGGGGAGUGGACUGACGUGUGCAGCGCUCAGAAAAUCCGCUCCUUUCCCACCGUCCGUCUGUACCGCCCACAGGAGCCUAGCCAGCCCUACCAAGGCAUGCUGGGUACUGAGAGCGUGAACAGGUUCAUCAUGCUGAGUCGUCUGGUGUCCCCUGUCCUCCUGUCCUCUCCUGAUGAGGUGACAUCAUUCUUGGAGGGGGACCUGUACCAGCGACAUGCAGCUAUCGCCCCUGUCACAGUACUAGGCCUGUUCAGCUCCACAGCAGACGCAGGUGUGCCAGUGUUCAAGGAAGCAGCAAAAGCACUCAGAGGAGAGACGAUGGUCGGGUUGUUUGCUGACAGACAAGCAGAAAUAUGGGCUGUGGAGUAUUCUGUGACGCUGCCUGCCAUUCUGGUGUCACGAGGACCUACAGGCCAAACUGAGGCUCAUUCUCUCAACCUUUGCAUGCCGGACCAACUGGUUACACACAUCCAGAGAGCAUUACUGGAUACAUUUCCAGAAUUGACAGUGGAGAACCUGCCCCUGUAUCUGGAGGUUAAAAAAAAACUUCUGCUGCUCUUUGUGGGAGAAGAGGAGAGUGGGAGGAAAGGGAACAAGAGAGUAUUGGAUGAUAUGAGGAGUCUGCUGAACACAGGACUGCUCAACCCCUACCUGCCCUGCUGGAUCCACCUGGGUCAUACCCCUGCAGGUAAGGCUGUCCUGGAGGCAUACCUGGGUUUCCUGCCCCUGCUUCCUGCCCUGGUGGUCUCCCAGCUGGCCACAGGAGGAGAGGUCUUCCACUACCCCACUGGCAGACCCUUAAUGGUACAGCCCAUUCUGCAGUGGCUGCAGAGAGUGGAGGAUGGUGAAGAACCACCUGCAGGCAUCCAAUGGAAGAAAACGGACUGAAACAGGGAUGGCCUACCUAGAGUUGUCCAAUAAACGCUUGUUUUUUGUUUACUGUUGCAAAAUGUUAAUGUUUUGCAUUGCGUGCACUAAUGAGAACACCCUGCGCUUUCUCUGUCUGGAGAAGCACAUCAUUCGUCAACUUGAAGUGUUCGACGUUUAGACCGUGUUGAUGUUUUUUAUUUUCUGGAGCUGACUCGAGAGUUUUUAUUCAUCUAUCAUAAUCAGAAACCCUAUAGACAUCAAUUAAACUUUGACGGAAAGGUACAUUUACUGUUAGGACAUCUUAUGAUACUCGUGUUUCUAUACCAAGCUUACUGUAUCUUACAUUUUGAUUUGGGGUUUGAUCCGUAUUAACAUUUUGUUCAGUUACGAAAUGUGGAAAUAUCGUUUAGAGAAAAUCUAUACACCGAAGUUCUGUACACCGUUGCAGAUAGCGCUGCGAUGUCUAGAGCUGACACUACUCCCAAUUCCACAGACUGUGAACCAGUCUGCUCUAUACAAUACAUUUCUGUCUGGACGUUUGGUAACACUUCACCCUCCCGAACAAAUCUGAGGUCUUUCCCACCAAACUGCUUGCAUUUACCAGAGGGAUCCAAACCCAUUGAGAGUAUGGCAGAUGACUCCUUUCAAGCUCGACCAGGUGAUAAUGCACACAACCUGUGCAUAUAUCUUGGCUUCUCCUAAUUUAUGUGUAAUUCAAACAGACCCAUUGUCUUAGUCUGAGUAUAUGACAUUUACAGUUGCUUUCAUAGGCAAGCCCAAUCCCACUAAAGCCUGAAUUGACAGUAGAGUGGGUCAUUGGCUCACAUUUAUCUCCUCUCUAUGCAUUGAUGGCUAAUGCCAUAUCAUAUGGAAAUGUCUUGUUUUAUUUCAACCCCUUCUAGACACACUCACAUUUGAGUGGUUGGAGCACAGGGUCAGUCAUGGGAAGGAGAUAAUGGAGCAGUUUAGGUUAAAUGCCUUGCUCAAGGGAACAACAGUAGGAGAUGGCCUUCAGGAUUUGAUACCAGCUACCCCUACCAGUAGAUUUUUUUCAGUACCUCUUGUUGCUGGCACCCCUAUUUAACCUCUAGGAUCUACACCCAUUGGCAGGUUGACAAAGUGGCUUGUAUCAAUUCCGACUGUAAAUUUGACCUUUCAGUCGAACAGGCAAUAAUGCACAAAACCUGCAUCAUUACUCUGUGUAAUUCAAGCAUUGACUCAUUGUCUAAGUACAUGACAUUUUACAGUUACUUUCAAAGAUGAGCUCAAUCCCACCAAAGCCUGAUUUGACAGUAGUGUGUUGGCUCAUGUUUCUCCCCUCUCUCGCUACGCAUUAACUGCCAAUGCAUUCAACUCUCCACACGAUGAUCAUUGUCAAUUUUAUCACAGAGCUGAAAAUUUGACUCUGCUUCAUCCCAACUCUUUGAAAAACACACACACACAGCGAGAAGAGUUUUGAGCCCAGGGUCAGCCAUAGUAAAGCCUGGAGCAGGGCACAAAUGCAGGAGAUGGCAUCUAGGAUUUGAUACCAGCAACCAACACAUUUUUCAGACAGACCUGUGAUUUGAAACGGCAACCCUCUGGUUGAUGGCACGCCUCUCACGUCUAGGAUCUGCACCCUUUGUCAAGGUGAAAAAAUGACUCCUUUCAUGGUCGACCAGGUGAUAAUGUACACAACCUGACUUUAUUGUGUAAUUCAAGCAUUGUAUUGUUGUAAAUGUCAUGUACUCAGACGGUUACUGUCAAAGACCAGCCCAAUCCCACUAAAGCCUGAAAUGACAGUAGAGUGGAUUUUUGGCUCAUGUUUUACCCCUCUCUACACACGCUUAUGCAUUCCACUCACCACACAAUGAAGAUGAUUCCUUUAUUGUCCAUUUCCUUGAGACAGCCACAAAGUCUCUUAGUCACUCUCUGUAAGCAUGGAAAUGGAAGAUGGAAUUGGCCCCAUAUUAAGUAACUGCUGUAAAAGCAUAAGUUGUAUAUAAUGCAAUAUUCCUGUCUGGAGAGACAAAGCUACUGUAUGGUUCAAAAUUAUUGGCACCCUUGAUAAAGAUGAGCAAAAAUACAAAAAUAAAUAACACUGAACUAUAUU
This is a messenger RNA of Oncorhynchus mykiss (rainbow trout), 4695 nucleotides long. The record is from RefSeq and is a predicted model, not a curated record. Lineage: Eukaryota; Metazoa; Chordata; Actinopteri; Salmoniformes; Salmonidae.